AUGAAAGCUAAAUUAGAUUAUUGGUUAAAGCAAUAUUUGUAAAUAUAGGAAUUUAAUUCUCUAAUGGUUUAUAAAUAAGAAAAUUCUUGGGUUCAAAUAGAAUAUUUCAGAGAAAGAUUUUACAGCUAUUCAACUUUUACAAAUGUCUAUCAUCCUUAUUAGUUUGGAUUUUAAGUAUUUUGGAAUAUUAAUGAAUAAUAUUUAUUUUCAUUUUCAUAAUUACAAGCAUCCGUUUUAUAUAAUUUUAUAUUGAAAAUGAAGAUGGGCUUAUUAAUAGUAAUGGCUUUAUUCAUUUGUAUAAAUGGAAUUUAGCAGAGUAAUGGAAUACUUGAUCUCUAAAAUUUAAAAGCGCAUUAACUAUUUACAGAAAAUGUGUAAUUUGAUUAAGAAUUUGAUGAAAUUCCAUAAGUGGUCGUAUCUAUAAAAUAAAUAAUUGGAGAUCAGUUUGAGCUUUACACCAGAGCAAGUAAUAUCAAUUUGAGAGGAUUUGAUUUAUAGAUAAUCAGCUCUUCCAAUAUUGCUAAUAUAAAAAUCAAUUAUCUUGCAAUUUACGAUAACUCCUUGAGUGUUAUUUGUGAGAAUUACCAAACAAAAAAAGAUGAAAUUAAAGUUCCUUUUAAUAUAGAACAUUCAUAAGUAGCAGCAUUUAUUACAGGAUUGAAAUUGUAACAAAAUGAAAAUGUUUACUUCAAAUUAAAUUCUAUAAGCAAUUCGUAAGCUGUUUUUCAGACUAAAUAAAAGGCAAUGGGUCUUUGCUUAGUUUUUGGUGACGAAGAUAAAAUUGCACAUUAAUAAUCACUUAUAACAUCAACUUUGGAUGAUAAUAAGCUGGAGUUUAAUGUUGAGAAUAUCGAAGAUUCAAUAAUAUUACCUUUAGAUAAUUAAAUUCUAUCUUUUGAUGACAUUGUAAAUAAAUUAUCAAUUGAAUCAAAGGAAGAAUAAUCAAUCUAAGUGUAAGAUGAAGAAGAGAAAUACCUCGAUAUUGAUAGUAUCUAAAUAGAAACUUUGGGGAUAAAUACUAUUUAAUAGAAUAUUGAAGAUGAAGUAAUAUAAUCUGUUGAUAUUUAAUUUUUGUAACCUGAAAAAAAGAGUGUAUAGGAUGAAUUGUUAAAAAUUGAAGAAAACCAUAUAGAACGAGUUUAAGAAAUAAUAGGUAAGGCUGUGGAUUAACAAAUACAAUUAGAAGAGUAGGAAGAAAAAAAGUUUUUAACAUAAGUGAAUUAAGCAAAUGUGAUUGAUAUGCAAAAUAUCCAAGACACAAUUGAAUAAGAAAUUAUUAUAUAAGAAGCAUAUGAAUUAGUUCCAUAGACUGUAGAUGAUCUUGAUAUGGAUGCAUUAUAUAAAGAAUUCACAUUGAGUCAACAACUUAAUGACGAUUUGUUUGGAUAUAAUAAAAAUAUAAUUAACUAAUAAUAAUAAUAAGUUUAAUAGUAAGUACAAUAAUAAGAAUAGUAAUAAUAACAAUAAGAAGAAUAAUAGUAAUAAGAACAAUAAGAUUAUUAAAAAUAGUAAUAAUAACAAGAAUAAUAGUAAUAAUAACAAGAAUAAUAGUAAUAAUAAGAAGAUUAGUAAUAAUAAUAAUAAUAAGAUUAAUAAUUAUAAUAACCUUUAUAAUAAUAAUAGGAUACUCUUGAAAUAAUAGAAUCUGUUGAUGUUGUUGAAGAUUAAUUAGUAAAUGAAGUAUAAUCUGAAAUUAUUACUGAUAAAACUGAAACAGAAGAAUAAAAAUAAAAACCAGUUUAAAAGCACCCAUAAAUUGAUGUUCCGUUGUUUGAUGAGGAUUUGUAAUUUGAUGACAUUGAUGUAGAAUUAGAUUAUAAAAAAGAAGAAAAAGUGGAAGAAUAAAUAUCUCCUGCUUAAUAUAUAAUUGAUGUGUAUAAAUCCUUUGCAAAUGAUGAUGCAGAUCAAUAGAAUUAAAAAGAGAAUGAAGAUCAUCCAUUUGUUGAGGUGAGUACAGAAACUUAAACAGAAGAAAUGUAGGAUGAAGUAGAGAAUGAAUUAGACGGACUGAAAGACGGGCUUGAAGGGGUUGAUUUCUCUUUAUUUUUUGAUGAAUUUUCUAAACCCGAUGAAAUGAAUGUUAGGAGACAAACAAAAUAAAACUAGGAAGAAUCAUAUAAUAAAUAAAAUCAAUAAAAAUAUGAAGAACCUAAAUAAUUCAAAUAACCAAAGGAGAAGAUAGAGGAUGUGAUGAAAGAUCUGUAAAUAACCACAGAUAUUACAACAUCAGAGGAUGAAAGAAAAUUAAUCACUUAACUGAAACAGAAAUCAGCUGAAUUGAAAAAGAAAUUAUAAGAAUAAUAUGAUGCUGUUCCUAAGUUGGAAUAAGCAAAGAAAUAAACUGAAGUUUCCAUUCAUCCAAUCACUGAUUAAUAUCCAAAAAUAGAAUCUGACUCCAAGAUAAAUUAUGAAGUUGAAAGCAAGUACGUUGAAUGGUCAAUGAGUUAAGAGUAGAGUAUAAAGAAAAUAGGGUUAGAUCUGACUGAAGAUGAUCUGAGGAAUCCAAGAUUCUCGUUGUUAUAAAUGGAUCAAAGGUCAGAAUUAGAUAUUCAGAGAUAAAUUAAUGAAUUCUUGGGAUUUGAUGACUUAUCAUUUAUUAUGAUUAAGUAAAAUCUCAGGGGAAGAUGA
This is a messenger RNA of Paramecium tetraurelia, 2628 nucleotides long. RefSeq lists its product as uncharacterized. NCBI's taxonomy places the organism in Eukaryota, Ciliophora, Oligohymenophorea, Peniculida, Parameciidae. Gene Ontology annotation, molecular function: carbohydrate binding. The record is from RefSeq and is a predicted model, not a curated record. Gene Ontology annotation, biological process: cell adhesion. The transcript has 5 exons.